AUGGAGCGCCAGCGACUGCGGAGGUCAUAUCAGCGCUCAGGGACAACGGAAACACCUGAACAGGUACAAGCGACCACCCGCCAAAUAUCUUUCGCUUUUAAAGCGCCAUGGAUAACAUCGGAGACCGCUACUGAGGCCGCAACAACAGAGUUUGCUGCAUUGGAAACCACCUCCGAGGUCACAACAGAUCCCACAGUGAUAACAUCGGAGAGCGCUGCUGAGGCUGCGCUUCUGCAGUGA
Molecule: messenger RNA, 240 nt
Organism: Pollicipes pollicipes
Lineage: Eukaryota; Metazoa; Arthropoda; Thecostraca; Pollicipedomorpha; Pollicipedidae
Exons: 4
Coding region: 1-240 (79 amino acids)
Source: RefSeq, a predicted model, not a curated record